ACCAACUCCACCCAGUGACCCACUCCAGUCUCCAGCCAGCCGCAACUGGUAGCUACAGCAAGAAGAUGGUUGCGCUCCUUCGUCCACUCUCCGCCGCCGCCUUCCUCCGCGUCCCCGCCGCGCCGCUCACUGGUUCCGCAGUCGCCGCUAGUGCCGUAGGAGGCAGGCGGUGGAGAAGCGUGAGGGCGAACGCCGGCGGGGGCUGGCUAUCCGGGCUGCUGGGCGGCAAGGGCGGCGGCGCGUCCACAGCGAUGGCGGUGACGCCGGGGACCGUGAAGGCCGGCGACCCCGUCCUGCACGAGCCCGCGCAGGAGGUGGCGCCGGGGGACGUGCGGUCCGAGAAGGUCCAGGGCAUCAUCGACCGGAUGGUCGACGUCAUGCGCAAGGCUCCAGGCGUCGGCCUCGCCGCCCCGCAGAUCGGCGUCCCGCUCAGGAUUAUUGUUCUCGAGGAUACGCAAGAGUACAUCAGCUAUGCACCCAAGAAGGAAAUCGAAGCACAAGAUCGCCGUCCUUUUGAUCUUCUUAUUAUUAUCAACCCCAAGAUUAAGAACACAAGUAAAAGAACUGCGCUGUUUUUUGAGGGAUGUCUCAGUGUUGAUGGAUAUAGGGCGGUCGUGGAGCGGCAUCUAGACGUUGAGGUUUCAGGUCUGGACCGAAAUGGGAGCGCCAUUAAGGUACAGGCCUCAGGAUGGCAAGCACGCAUCCUCCAGCAUGAAUGUGAUCAUCUUGAAGGCACACUGUAUGUUGACAGGAUGGUCCCAAGAACAUUCAGGAUUGUUGAUAACUUGGAUUUGCCGCUUCCUAUUGGAUGUCCUCAACUAGGUGCAAGAUAAUGUGGAUACCCUGCAAUUUUUCCUCAUCGAAUAGAUGUGAUUGCUUUGUAUUUUUUCUCUCUUUUUUAAAAAAGAAACAUAACUUUUCCUGUACAGUAUUGCAUUUUGCUUUUGUGUCUGUUCAGCUAUCCAACCAACAGUAAUAUUUAAAUAUGAAUUGUUGCUGCCAGCCAUUCAACAGUA
This is a messenger RNA of Sorghum bicolor (sorghum), 1016 nucleotides long. RefSeq names its product peptide deformylase 1A, chloroplastic. Gene Ontology annotation, molecular function: peptide deformylase activity. Gene Ontology annotation, cellular component: mitochondrion; chloroplast. The record is from RefSeq and is a predicted model, not a curated record. The transcript is spliced from 4 exons. Gene Ontology annotation, biological process: N-terminal protein amino acid modification; peptidyl-methionine modification. Lineage: Eukaryota; Viridiplantae; Streptophyta; Magnoliopsida; Poales; Poaceae. The coding region runs from base 66 to 833 and encodes 255 amino acids.